Messenger RNA from Amborella trichopoda, 2749 nucleotides. Lineage: Eukaryota; Viridiplantae; Streptophyta; Magnoliopsida; Amborellales; Amborellaceae. The record is from RefSeq and is a predicted model, not a curated record.
CAUCAGUCAUUACCUGUAUGUUAUUAACCCAGAAGAUGAAGGCAAUAUACAAAUUUCAUCAAUUUAAUUAUAGGUUGCCGCUAUUAGACCCAAAUCAAAUUAUAAUAAAAGUUAAGGUUAAGCAGGCUUGAGCGACUCAGAUUGUUACUAUUGUCUUAUAGUCAUUAAUGAUAUGGAACACUUUGUUGCAGAGGAGACAAAGCAGAAAAGCCAUAAAAAGCUCAUUUUAUGGACAAUUCUUGCAAAACUCUUUCUUCCCAUUUUUUAGAGUUUCAUAUAGAAGACCUAUGUUUCUGUGGACCUUGCUUGCACCCUUUGCCCAUGAAAAAACUGGUAGUUCUUCAUGAAUUCUUUACACUAAAUUGUUUUGUUUUGGACAUGCACAGUAAGUGAAUAUUGGGUUGUGUUUCUUUUCUGAUCUACAAUGAGCUUAUUUUAGCUUUAGAACAAUGGUGGAGUUUUUUGGUUGUAAGAUUUCAGGUUGAAAUGAUGCUUCUUUAGCUGUUGUUUCUUGUGAUGUUGUAUAAUUAGACUGGGAUGGUGGACCUCAUAUUGUCUUAUGAAAGUGCUCCUUUAAGGUAUUGUUAUAUUCUGCAAAAUCCAUGAACCUGGCAUGGAUUCAUGAUUUCCUUUUCUAAUCCUAUACAGCUAAGCUGUCUAGAUUCAUAUAGGAAAUAUAGAUAUGGCAUGUUAGGAGCUGCAGUGGUCUUAUUUUGUACUUGUAUCCUCUUUAGUAGUUUCUCUAUAUUCACUGAAUAAGAUGAAAAGCUACUUGGGCAAGCACAAAUAUCUGGUUUUCAGAUAAAUCAUAAUUCAUUCCUCUUUAAAUUGGAAAAAAAAAAAAGAGGAGGAAAAAAAAGAACCAAUCUUUGUCUGAAAUAGCGAUAAUUAGAAACCCAUUUGGUGGAAGUCUCUCAAAACCAAAAUCCAUGGACCUUAUCUUGAUUCUAACUUUCUGCAUAUUCUUGGCCACCUUAUAUGCAAUCAAAAGAAAAUCAUCAUUUGUUAACUGUCCUCCUGGACCUCAACCCUGGCCUGUUAUUGGGCAUUUUCACCUCCUAAAACCUCCACUUUACAGGUCAUUAUCCCAACUCUCUAAACAAUACGGCCCGGUCUUCAGCCUUUGGCUAGGAAAGCGAUUUAUAGUGGUUGUCUCCUCGGCUAAUCUGGCACAAGAAUGUUUCACCACUAAUGACAUUACGUUUGCAUCUAAGCCUCAAUUGGCCGUUGGGAAAUACCUUGGCUAUGACUAUACCUCUGUUGUUUGGGCUCCCUAUGGUGCACAUUGGCGGAAUGUACGGAAAAUCCAAGUGCUCGAGCUUCUUUCCUCAAAGAAAAUCGAGAUGUUUGCAUGUAUUCGUCAAGAACAAGUGUCUGCAUUGCUACAAAGUCUCGUUGAAGCUUCGAAUAGAGAGAAGGUGGUGAACAUGAAGGACAGGAUCACUGAGACCAUCUUUAGUAUUAUUGUUAAGAUCGUGGCCAAUAAAAGUUAUUAUGGAUGUGCAGUUCAGGAUCUAAAAGAAGCAAAAGAAUUUAGAGAAGCGAUUGAGGAGACAUUCCUGUUGACAGGGAAGGUGAAUUUUGGGGACUAUAUUCCAUUUCUUAAGUGGGUGGAUCUACAGGGGAUUACCCGACUCUUGAGAGCAUUGGGGAGGAAGAGAGAUAGGAUUAUGCAGCAGAUUGUGGAUGAACAUAGGAAAUUGAGGAGCAGUGAGAAUGAUAAUUUAAAGCCAGAUUUCGUUCACAUGUUGCUUGCCAUGCAAGAGAAUGAUCCUGACUACUUCACAGAUGAUUUAAUUAAGAGUAUAAUUAUGGUUAUGAUGUCAGCCGGAACAGAGACCACAGCCAUCACCCUAGAGUGGGCCUUAGCCCUCCUCCUUAACCACCCCUACUCCCUUCAGAAAGCUCAAACCGAGCUAGACCAACGAUUUGGAAGGGACCGAUUAGUCAAAGAAUCCGACCUCCCCAAGCUAGAGUACCUUCAAGCCAUCAUUUACGAGACAUUACGCUUAUACCCUCCGGGCCCUAUGCUUUCACCUCAUGAGUCGACCUCAGAGUGCACCCUAGGUGGUUACACCGUGCCCAAAGGCACCAUACUCAUGGUGAAUGCAUGGCACAUACAUAGAGACCAUGACUCGUGGCCCGAGCCUUCAAGUUUCAAGCCUGAGAGCUUUAUGGGGACUGGGGUUGAUGGGAGGGGCCAAGAUUUUAGGUUUAUUCCUUUCAGUGCGGGUAGGAGGAUCUGUCCUGGCAUGGGUUUGGCAUUGAGGUCUGCGGUGUAUGUGCUCGGGUGCUUGUUGCAUGGGUUCGAGUGGCAGAGGGAAGGCAUUGAGCCAGUUGAUAUGUCAGAGGGUGCGGGGCUUACGAUGCCAAGGGCCGUACCCUUGAAGGCAUUCGUGACCCCACGGCUCCCGCUUCAUGUGUAUCCCCUUGCAUGAUAUGUGGGUGCAUUGUGUCUUAGGGAGGGGGAGAGAGAGAUGCUAAGCCUACAUGAUCAUCAACUGCUCGACAUGAAGUAUUUCAUGCGAACCACUAGAUCAUGCAAGCACGCAUGCAUGUGUAUAAGAGAGAAAUUUUUAUAUAUUCAGUAUUUCAAGAAUCGGAAUUGUUUGCAAAACUUCAAACACCAAAAAUCCUUAGUUUCCUCCUACCCCCAAAACCCCUCUUCCUUGCGCUUGUAUGCCUUUGCAAUCAUAAAACCAACCAUUAGAUACCAAUGGACCAUAAAAAUUUUUAGUGUUAGUACCAU